AUGGACUGUUGCACGACAAUAAUUCGCAGCAUAGCUCCGUCAAGAAGCUAUGGCAGUGAAACAACAUCUCAUGGUGACAUCAACGGGAGAUCACCAUCAGGGCCAUUAAAAGGGGAAAAGGAUAUUAAGGGAUGUAACUUUACACUAGGUAAUCGGCAGGCGAUGACAACCACACAGCAAAGAGGGGAGAGGUAUAUAUGUAUCCUGCCGAGGGGAUGCAAGACGUGGAAGCCUUGCUUCGCCGGGAAAGAAAUCAUGGAGCCCCAAGUAGAUUCUGGUUUAAGAGGAUGCUAUAUUCCUUCGUGA
This is a messenger RNA of Microsporum canis CBS 113480, 306 nucleotides long. RefSeq lists its product as uncharacterized. Lineage: Eukaryota; Fungi; Ascomycota; Eurotiomycetes; Onygenales; Arthrodermataceae. The transcript has 2 exons. The record is from RefSeq and is a predicted model, not a curated record. Bases 1 to 306 code for a protein of 101 amino acids.